This is a messenger RNA of Daphnia magna, 2010 nucleotides long. Its product is annotated as trypsin-7. Bases 267 to 1169 code for a protein of 300 amino acids. Gene Ontology annotation, molecular function: serine-type endopeptidase activity. The record is from RefSeq and is a predicted model, not a curated record. The transcript is spliced from 6 exons. Gene Ontology annotation, biological process: proteolysis. NCBI's taxonomy places the organism in Eukaryota, Metazoa, Arthropoda, Branchiopoda, Diplostraca, Daphniidae.
ACAGGCCAAUAUAAAACGCGACUAUGGCUGCCGUUGCCGCUUCAUUCCGUGUCGAGCCGCUCUCCUGGUCGAGCUCUCAGCUCUUCCUACCCCAACGUUAUCCAAUUUCCAAUUCCUGUUGAUGGGCUUCCGCAAUAAUACGCUAACACAUUCGUUAUUGCACAUCCGAAUACCGCGUAGGCCAACCGUCGAAUUGCUGAGCAUUUGGGAUCCCCGACGUUUUCUUGUGAUUCUCCAUUUUUGCUGAUCCUGGACAGCUGCGCACAAUGUCUACCAGUCCGUUGUUCUGCAUCAAACUGCUCGUCCUUAUCGUCGUCUUCAGGAUGGUCACUUCUGCCUCUUGGUUUGAUCCUGACCGAUGGCGUUACGGCAAGAAAACGUGCAAAUGUUCUUGUGGAGUAUCGAGAAAAGACGAGCACCGUAUCGUUGGCGGACGUCCUACCGAAGCCUACGAUUAUCCAUGGAUGGCUGGAUUGCUGUUCAAAGGCGCUCUCUAUUGCGGUGCCACCCUCAUCAACGACAGAUACGUCGUCACGGCCGCCCAUUGCGUCGACGGAUUGGAUAUGGAUUCUAUUCACGUUCUGCUGGGCGGCCACGACCUGGAAAACGUCAAACAGGAAGAACUUGAACUGAGGGCUGUCAUCCGCAUGGUGAAACAUCCGAAAUUUGAGGCCAAAACAUUUAAUAACGACAUUGCUAUCUUGCAAUUCGACGAACCCAUUCCCUUCUCUCGAUUCAUCGGACCCGUUUGUCUUCCUCAAUCCGAUAUUGAAUACGCCGGAAAGGUGGCCGUUGUAACCGGCUGGGGACGCGUGAAUGAAACGGGCAACAUUUCGCCCGUUCUCGCCCAGGUAGCCGUUCCUAUUUACACGAACGCCGACUGCCAAAAGACGAAAUACGGCGUCCAGGCCAUUACGGAGAACAUGAUGUGCGCCGGAUACGAUCACGGAAAACUCGACGCCUGUCAAGGCGAUAGCGGUGGGCCUUUGCAUUUGGAAGGCAAAGAUCACAAAAUUGAUCUGAUCGGCGUCGUGUCCUGGGGCCAAGGAUGCGGAAGGGUCGGCUAUCCCGGCGUGUACACGCGGAUGGGACGCUACUUGAAAUGGAUUGCCGAAAACACGCCGGACGCGUGCUAUUGCGGUCGACGUCAAGGGCGCAAUGGCGAUUAGCCACAUGCAAUGGAAUGUAAGCGGAAUCACACUUGGUCAAGCGUACACUUCCGGCCGGGAAAAAAUUGCAUAACGAGAGCAUGCAUAAACAACAACAGUAAUAAUGCACCAACUUGUUCGAUGCAUGUUUCGUGGCCAACAGCUGACUUGACGUGCCGGCCCACAGAGGCGAAUAAUUGCAUACAUUCUGCCUAUUUAGCCAGCAGCCUUCUGGGAAGAGAGGGUGCCGACUAUCGCAGACUUCCGCAUCGUUCAACCUUUUUUUUUUUUCUUUCCCUUUCUUCCUGUCUUAAAUUCUUUCCUUUAAAAAAAAAAACAGAAAACGAUUCUACCUUUUUUAGAUUUUUAGAUUAUUUGAUUAAGUUCUUGGUAUCGAAACAUGGAGGUCAUUUUUCCCCAGCCGUAAUUGUAGGGCGGUGACGUUUAUUUGAAUUCCAGGAAUUCAUGAUACGUUCUAGUCCAACUAACGCCUCUGAUCUCGAACCAUGUGACGGAGUUUGUUUCAAAGGACUUCCAACUAUGGUGUUUUGUUUUUUUGAUUUCACAGAAACGUAUUUCACAUUAUACGUACGAGGCUCUUUUGUAAAUAUAUGUCGUAAAUCACACAUUUCAUCGCUUGUGGGAAUUGUUGAUUACCAGGCCCGUUAUCUUCAUUUUUUUUUAAUGAAUAGGAUUGUGUGUCUUGUCCCGUUGUAGAUUCAACGUCUUUUUUUCCUCGUUAAUCGUUUAAAAGUUUAUUUUAGUUUUUUCUUUUCACAGUUUCUUCUGCAUUGGUUGUUCCGUAGUUUUUAGUUAGGACAUAGCUCAAAGGAAUGCAAAAUAUACGGAAAGUUUAAUUGAU